CAUGAAGCUGUUGAUAGAGUCUGGAUGCGCACACCUGUAUUACAGAUCUCGGUCUCCACAGGACUCUUCCUUGCUGGUCAGCAAUGUAUCAGCCAGCUGUGGUGAGGGCAAGGAAGAGAGCUUGUUUGGAGCCCUGGGUUAUUGGCCUCAUCACCUUUAUAUCUCUGAUUGUGCUGGCAGUGUGCAUUGGACUCAUUGUUCAUUAUGUGAGAUACAAUCACAGGAAGACCUACAAUUACUAUAGCACAUUGCCAUUUACAAGUAACAAACUAUAUGAUAACUUUGGAAAAGAGGCUUCUAAAAAUUUCACAGAAAUGAGCCAGAAAAUUGAAUUAAUGGUGAAAAAUGUCUUUCAUAAAUCUUCAUUGAGGGGAGAUUUUGUCAAGUGUCAGAUUAUCAAGUUCAGUCAAGAGGAACAUGGAGUGUUGGCUCAUAUGCUGCUGAUUUUUAGAUUUCGCUCUACUGAGGAUCCUGAAACCAUAAAUAAAAAUAUUCAACGUGUUCUACACAAAAAGCUGCGAGAUGCUGUAGGACCCCCUAAAUUACACCCUGAAUCAGUUGAAAUAAAAAAAAUCAACAAGACAGAAACAGACAACUUUCUGAACAAUUGCUGUGGGACACGAAGGAGUAAAACUACAGGACAGGGUCUCAGGAUCGUUGGUGGGACAGAGGUUGAAGAGGGUGAAUGGCCGUGGCAAGCUAGCCUGCAAUGGGAUGGGAUCCAUCGCUGUGGAGCAACUUUAAUUAAUGACACAUGGCUUACGGGUGCUGCUCACUGCUUUAGAACCUAUAAGGACCCAGCCAGAUGGACUGCUUCCUUUGGAGUUACAAUAAAGCCUCCAAAAAUGCAACGAGGCCUCCGGAGGAUAAUUGUCCAUGAAAAAUACAAAUAUCCAUCACACGACUAUGACAUUGCAGUUGCAGAGCUUUCUAGCCCUGUUCCCUACACAAAUGCAGUACACAGAAUUUGUCUCCCUGAUGCGUCCCAUGAGUUCAAACCAGGUGAUGAGAUGUUUGUGACAGGAUUUGGAGCACUGCAAAGUGAUGGUAACACUCAAAAUCAUCUUCAGCAAGUACAGGUGGAUCUUAUAGACACUAAAACCUGUAACAAACCUCAAGCUUACAAUAAUGCCAUAACUCCUAGAAUGCUAUGUGCUGGCUCCUUGCAAGGAAAAAGAGAUGCAUGCCAGGGUGACUCUGGAGGACCACUGGUUAGUCCAGAUGCUAGAGAUAUCUGGUACCUUGCUGGAAUAGUGAGCUGGGGAGAUGAAUGCGGGCAACCCAAUAAGCCCGGUGUUUAUACCAGAGUGACUGCUUUCCGGGACUGGAUCGCUUCCAAAACUGGUGUCUAAGAGAGAAAAAUCCAGUAGAAUGGAAUGCAUUUUUGUGCAUAGGCCAUUCUUAGAGAUAGAAUUACAGCAGAAGCCUUGCAGGUCACCUGGAUCUGACCGAUCUAACUAAACUGUCUACUUGAUGCAUAUACUUCCUUUCUAGCUCUGCUUCACACUGAGUAUCCUGCUGCUGCCAGAUGGAUUCUGUCCCAAUUUGCAUUUCUUUGUUUUAUAGAAGUUUUCUGUCAUCAAAAUUUUGGCUUGUUGACGUAAAUUUCUCAUGCAUAAAUACAAUUUGAAGUGACCCCUUCUUCGUUUCCCCAGCUUCUCUCAUCUCAGUAGAUUUCUAUUUUCAAGGUACAGGACAAAGAGUGAAAGGAAAU
Messenger RNA from Ceratotherium simum simum (southern white rhinoceros), 1714 nucleotides. Its product is annotated as transmembrane protease serine 11E. The record is from RefSeq and is a predicted model, not a curated record. Gene Ontology annotation, biological process: proteolysis. Gene Ontology annotation, cellular component: extracellular region; plasma membrane. Lineage: Eukaryota; Metazoa; Chordata; Mammalia; Perissodactyla; Rhinocerotidae. Gene Ontology annotation, molecular function: serine-type endopeptidase activity.